AGCUCACGAGAUCAUCACCUCAUUAUCAUCAAAUCAAAGCAAAUCCAUGGCGGAGACGAUGCAUUCCCUCUCCUUCUCCAACCCUAACCCUAACCCUAACCCUAAAAAGCGCAGCUCCGCCGAUGAUGACGGCGCCGCGGCGGAGAACCACCGAUCUCUCCCCAAGAAACCCUCUCCGACCUCCUGGGGCUCCGAUCCCGCCGGCAACCUCGCUAACGCACGCCACGAGUUCGGCGAGCACGGCGGCGUCAAUAUGUCAAUAGAGGCUUCGGCGACCUUCACCGUCAUGGAGCCUGAGACUAUGCGCCGGAUGUUCACCGGCGAGCUCGGCCCCGAUCGUGAUUUCUUCAUCUAUAGUCGCCAUUUCAACCCCACCGUCCUCAAUCUCGGCCGCCAGAUGGCUGCCCUAGAGUCCACCGAGGCGGCGUACUGCACCUCCAGCGGUAUGUCCGCCAUCUCCUCCGCCCUUCUCCAGCUCUGCCCCGCCGGAUCCCACAUCGUUGCCUCCCGCUGCCUCUACGGCGGCACCCACGCCCUCCUCUCCCAUUUCCUCCCCCGAUCCUGCUCGAUCCGCACCACCUUCGUCGAUAUCUCCAACAUCGACGAGGUUCGCGAUGCGAUCCGCGUCGGUGACACCAAGGUAUUGUACGUGGAGUCCGUAUCCAACCCCACUCUGACCGUCGCCGAUGUGCCAACGCUGAGCGCGGUGGCGCACGAGAAAGGCGUGCUGCUCGUCGUCGACAACACCUUCACUCCGAUGGUGCUCUCGCCGGCGAAGCUCGGCGCCGACGUGGUGCUGCACAGCGUCUCAAAGUUCAUCAGCGGUGGUGCUGAUAUCAUAGCAGGAGCAAUAUGCGGACCAGCAUGGCUAGUAAACUCAAUGAUGGAUCUACACAAUGGAGCACUAAUGCUACUGGGACCAACAAUGAACGCCAAAGUAGCCUUCGAGAUCUCAGAACGUCUACCCCACCUAUCCAUCCGCAUGAAGGAGCACUGCCACCGCGCCAUGGAAUUCGCCACUCGCAUGAAACGCCUUGGCCUACGCGUCAUCUACCCAGGUUUAGAUGACCACCCUCACCACUCCCUUCUCAAAUCCAUUGCCAACAAAGGCUAUGGUUUUGGUGGCAUGCUUUGCCUUGACAUGGGCACUGAGGAACGUGCCAACAGACUCAUGCAUCACCUUCAAAACACUGCCCAGUUUGGUCUCAUUGCUGUGAGUCUUGGUUAUUAUGAGACUCUUAUGUCUUGUUCUGGGAGUAGUACUAGUAGUGAGAUGUCUGAUGAGGAGAAGUUACUUGCUGGGAUCUCACCUGGUUUGGUUAGGAUGUCUGUUGGGUAUAGUGGCACUUUGGAGCAGCGUUGGGCACAGUUUGAGAAGGCUCUUGCAAUUGUGCAGCAACAGGAUGGGAAUCUUGCUCAUGCUAAUAAUGCCUUCUCUUCUUAUGGUAAGAACUAAACCAGAGUGUUGGUGCAUUGGUUAUGGUUUGUUGUAGGUAUUUUCAAUAUCAGUAUUUAUCAAAGUUUCAGUUUAUAUCCCAACCAUUAA
This is a messenger RNA of Dioscorea cayenensis subsp. rotundata (Guinea yam), 1546 nucleotides long. RefSeq names its product methionine gamma-lyase. The record is from RefSeq and is a predicted model, not a curated record. The coding region runs from base 47 to 1456 and encodes 469 amino acids. Gene Ontology annotation, biological process: transsulfuration. Lineage: Eukaryota; Viridiplantae; Streptophyta; Magnoliopsida; Dioscoreales; Dioscoreaceae. Gene Ontology annotation, molecular function: carbon-sulfur lyase activity; pyridoxal phosphate binding. Gene Ontology annotation, cellular component: cytoplasm. The transcript is spliced from 2 exons.